AUGUCGAAAGAGAUUUCUGGCAGCGUGAUUGAUUGCAAGAAUGCAAGAGACAUGUGGCUUGAGUUGCAGGAGUGUUUUUCUCAUACCAAUACUAUCCAACUAUUCAACAUAGAAAAUGCAAUCCAUGAAUGUGAGAAAGGAACCGGAUCAGUGACUUCCUUCUUCACUAGACUCAAGAGCCUCUGGGAUGAGAGGGAUGCAAUUUGUGAGAUUCCACCUUGUAGCUGUGAGGCAAGAAAAGAGCUUAAGUCAUACAUGGAGAACCAGAAGACCAUGAAGUUUCUAAUGGGACUCAACGACAACUGUGCUGCAAUUCGAAGCAACACAGUGGCAAUUGAUCCACUGCCAACUGUGAACAAAGCAUAUUUGAUGGCAUUGCGGCAUGAGAAGCAAGCAGAGGCUUCGAAUGGGAAACCAGUUAUUCAACCAGAGGCGGCUAUUUUUGCCAUGAAAAAGGGAGGUCGAGACCUUGAUUUGGGAGACGGCGAAGCUAGAUGUGAAAAGUGCCACAAGACUAAUCAUAGAACCAAAAAUUGCAGAGCUCAUCUCAAGUGUACUUACUUUAGGUGGAAAGACCACACUUAUGAUUAUUGUAGAAGGAGAAAGGAUGCUGCAGAAGGAGGACAGGGAAGCUCAAAGGGAAAUCAUGUUGUUUCCAUAGAUGACAAGAAAUUUGAUGGAAUCAACUUUCCGUUUUCACAAGAAGAUUGUAAGCAGCUUGUUGAGUUGUUGAGUAAGAACAAGGUUGCCACAGCCAACCAAGUCGGUAAUAUCCCCAAUUAUGAGGAACUUUCAGGUAAAACUUAUUGUUUUCCUCAACAUGGCAAAGCAAGUGUUUGUAUAUUGGACAGUGGUGCCAGUGAUCAUAUAGUCUGUACUCCUACUUUUCUCACUUCUUUGACAAUUGUUCACAAUCGUUUUGUUAAGUUACCGGAUGGUACCUCGGCCUAA
Molecule: messenger RNA, 951 nt
Organism: Rosa chinensis
Lineage: Eukaryota; Viridiplantae; Streptophyta; Magnoliopsida; Rosales; Rosaceae
Exons: 1
Coding region: 1-951 (316 amino acids)
Source: RefSeq, a predicted model, not a curated record